This is a messenger RNA of Prunus armeniaca (apricot), 693 nucleotides long. NCBI's taxonomy places the organism in Eukaryota, Viridiplantae, Streptophyta, Magnoliopsida, Rosales, Rosaceae. The record is from the annotation of a GenBank genome assembly.
AUGGUUUCAUCAUCAACAUCAACAUCUCUCAUAAUCUCUCCAAGAAAGCUCAGAUCAGAUUUGUAUUCUUAUUCAUACCAAGAAGAUUCAACUACCCCUCUGGUGGUUAAUGUUCUUGCUUCUCUGAUUGAGAGAAGCAUGGCCAGGAACCAGAGGAUUGCCAAGAGUUGCAGCAGCCCUUGGUACAUGUCCAAGGACAUGAAGAAGACUCGGAUUUUUGAGUGCCAUGAGACCCCGGACAUGACAAUCCAAUCCUAUCUGGAGAGGAUUUUCAGGUACACCAGAGCUGGACCUUCUGUGUAUGUGGUUGCAUACGUUUAUAUUGAUCGGUUUUGCCAGAACAAUCCUGGGUUUAAGAUCAAUGUCACAAAUGUUCAUAGGCUUCUCAUCACAACUAUAAUGGUGGCUUCUAAGUAUGUGGAAGACAUGAAUUACAGAAAUUCUUACUUUGCAAGAGUCGGGGGAUUGACAACCAAUGAAUUGAACAAGUUGGAGCUUGAGUUUUUGUUCUUGAUGGGGUUCAAAUUGCACGUCAAUGUGAGUGUGUUUGAGAGCUACUGUUGUCACUUGGAAAGAGAAGUUAGUAUUGGAGGAGGCUACCACAUAGAGAGCACAUUGAGAUGUGCAGAAGAAAUCAAAACCAGGCAAAAUGAAGAGAGAAGAUAUUACCAGUUUGCUGGUCUUUUGUUAUAA